Messenger RNA from Megalopta genalis, 5498 nucleotides. It is a transcript of the gene Vgn, whose product is annotated as vitellogenin. Gene Ontology annotation, biological process: lipid transport. Lineage: Eukaryota; Metazoa; Arthropoda; Insecta; Hymenoptera; Halictidae. Gene Ontology annotation, molecular function: lipid carrier activity. The record is from RefSeq and is a predicted model, not a curated record.
CAUGAUGCAGGUAGUAUAAAUAUAGCGACGCCGCCGAGUCUCAUCCUCAGUUCCUAGUCGUCCAACGGCUUUCAACAUGUGGCUACCUUGGACAUUUUUGAUACUUGCGGGAAUAGUUGGAGCCGAUUACGAGCAUGGCUGGAAAGUCGGCAACGAGUACACGUACGUGGUGCGGAGUCGGACGUUGACCGGUUUGGACAAGAUCUCGAACCAGUACAACGGGCUCCUGACGAAGGCGUUGCUGACCGUCCAAGCGAAGGACGCCGAUACCCUAGGAGCAAAGCUGUCGCAUGGCCAAUAUGCCAACAUCCACACGGAUCUUCCGAACGGAUGGGAUUCGGAGGUCUCCGACCAGAAUCUCGAUCUCCGCAACGUGCCGUGCUCCGGCAAGCCGUUCGAGAUCAAGAUCAAGCAAGGAGUGAUCCGUGACCUAAUCGUCGACAAGAGCGUGCCCACCUGGGAGGUGAACCUGGUGAAGAGCGUGGUGAGCCAGCUGCAGCUCGACACGCUCGGCGCCAACGCGAUCAAGAACAGGAAGAUCACCCAGGUGCCGAAGGACGACGAGCCUUACGGCUCGUACCCGGUGAUGGAGGACUCCGUCAGCGGAAAGUGCGAGGUCCGCUACGACAUCACGCCUCUGUCAGACUUCAUGAUUCGGCUGAAGCCGGAGCUGGUCCCCAUGCCUAAGCUGAAGGGCGACGGGCACCACAUCGACAUCAUGAAGACGAAGAACUUUGGCAGGUGCGAGCAGAGGAUGGGCUAUCACUUCGGGCUCAGCGGCAUGAACAAAUGGGAGCCUGGCUCCAACGAUAACGGACAGUUCCUCUCGAGAUCGUCCACGAGCAGAGUGAUCAUCUCCGGCAGCCUGAAGAAGUUCGUGAUACAGUCCUCCGUGACCACCAGCAAGAUGCUCGUCAGUCCUCGCUUCUACGACGAGCAGAUCGGCCUCGUUGUCAGCAAGGUGAACCUGACCUUAGCGAAGAUGAACACGAUCUCGCAGCACCUGCCGUCUCCGGCCGACCCGGAGUCGACCGGCAAUCUGGUCUACGUCUACGACAAUCCGUUCUCCGACUCGGCAGAGCGCAGGAACAGCGACCCGAACCGCGGCAACUUGCUGACCUCGGACAGCAUCGCCUCGAUCAGCUCGAGCGAGGAGGCCCUGAAGGACAAGCCAAACAUCCGCGGAUCCAGCUCGUCCAGCUCGUCCAGCAGCUCGAUCUCGAGCAGCGAGGAACACCGAUUCUGGCAGCCGAAGCCGACCCUGGAGGAUGCUCCUCAGAAUCCUCUGCUGCCGAACUUCAUCGGCGUCGGCGGCAAGUACAUCGGCCAGACCGGCAACGUCGACUCGGCCAAGGCCGCCAAGGAGAUCCUGGUGCAGAUCGCCAUCGAGCUGGAAGACGCCGGCAACAUUCCCACGGAAGAGACCCUCGAAAAGUUCACCAUGCUGACCAGCCUGCUGCGCACCAUGAGCAGAAAGAAGCUGGCCGAGAUCGAGCCGAGCUUCGUCAACGAUAUCAAGACGAAGGAGGACACGGUGAAGCAGAACGCCUGGGCGGUGUUGAGGGACGCAAUGGCCCAAACCGGCACAGGGCCCGCCCUGCUGACCAUCAAGGAUUGGAUCAAGAGCCACGCGCUCGUCGAAACGGAAGCCGCGGACGUGGUGACCAGGCUGCCGAAGAACGCGCGCACACCCACCGCCGAAUACGUCAGGGCCUUCUUCGAGCUGGCAACCUGCUCGGAGGUACUCGAGGAUCAAAUCCUUCGCGUGCAAUCGAUCUUAUCGUUCGCGGAGAUGGUGCGCAAGUCCCAGGUUAACAAACGCACGGUCCACAACCGGUACCCGGUGCACGCGUUCGGUCGCAUGAUCUCGAAGCACGAUCGCACGGUGGUCAACGAGUACAUCCCCUACUUGGAGAAGGAGCUGAGGAAAGCGGUCAAGGAGAACAACACCCCGUUGAUCCAGACCUACAUUCUGGCUCUCGGCACCAUUGCUCACCCGAAGAUCCUCGCCGUGUUCGAGCCAUUCCUCGAGGGCAGGGAGAAGAUGACCCCGUUCCAGAGGACGCUGAUCGUCGCCUCUCUCGACAAGCUCACCAUGAUCAACCCGAAGCUGGCGCAGUCCGUUCUCUACAAGAUCUACCUGAACACCAUGGAAGUCCACGAGGUGCGUUGCGCCGCCGUCUACUUGCUGAUGAAGACCAACCCGCCGCUGAGCAUGCUGCAGAGGAUGGCGGAGUUCACGAACUACGACACGAACAAGCACGUCAACUCGGCCGUCAAGUCGAGCAUCCAGUCGUUGGCGCAGCAGACCAGAUGGAAAGAAUUGGCCGACAAGGCACGCGCCGUGGUCGAUCUCUUGAAUCCUGAGGAAUACAGCUACCGGUACUCCCACGGGUUCAUCUCCGAGCGCCUGAAGGAGGGCCAGAACGUUAUCAACAUCGAGAUCUUGAACUACAUCGGCAGCAGCGACAACUACAUCCCCGAAUACAUGCACUACGCCUCGUACAACAGCUACGGCGACUUCAAGACCCCGCCCACUGACGCGGCCGUCAUGCUAUCCAACGUGAAGGCCAUCUUCAAGAUCAUCUUCGGGGACGAGAAGAAGCAGCAGACCGACAAAAUGCCGACCGAGAAGCUCGCCGAAGAACUGAACAUCAUCCCCGAGGAACCCAUCGACGUGGAAGGCAACCUCAUGUGGGACGACAAGUUCUCCUCGGGAUUCGUGCCCUUUGACAAACGCAUGCUGCGCUCGAUCCCCAAAAUGAUCGCCCAAGGAGGACUGAACAUGAAGAACGGAAAGAAACUGAACCUGAUCAAGAUGUCCACCUACGAAGUGACUCUCAGUUUCCCCAUGGAAACCGGCCUGCCGUUCCUCUUCACGUUCAAAGUACCCAUCCUGAAGCGGCUGCAAGGCACGGCUCAGCUGCACAUGGGCAGCGACAAGAGCAUCAGCGUGAAGGCCGACCUGCGUCCCACGUACUCGAAGAAGAUCCAAGGAAGAGUCGGUUUCCUGGCUCCCUUCGAGCACAAGCACUUCAUCGCCGGCGUCGACAUGAACUUCCAGGCUUACUUCCCGAUUAGGGUCUGCCUCGACGCGACCACCGACAUGGGCCUCACGAAGCUGCAGCUGUGGCCGCUGAAGGGCGAGCACAAGGCGCGCAUGAUCCACUACAGCGUGAUCCCGUACACUUCGCAGCACGACAUCCUCAGCAUGCAACCGGUGAUGACCGACAAGAACACGCACCAGAUCCUGCUCGGCAAGCCCCGAAGACAGACCAAGUCUCUGCCGCUGAAGGAUCUCGAGCUGUUCGAGUUGCAGAUGGUGGCCGACGAGGAGAACGACGAGUUCUGGAAGUCGGAAGGCGACUUAGCCGACAGGCUGAUUUUCACGUGGACCCAGAAGACCGACCUGUACCGUAAGGCUGACCUGUACAUGAACAUCGAUCCGGAUCUGAAGGAUCCGCUGACCAUCACGGCGAGCAUCACCGAUCUGAACGUGAUGCCUGACGUCAAGACCGAGAAGUGGUCGCCGCUCGCCAAGGCUGUAGCACCGAAGGACCCGAGCUCGAACACGACGCGCAUAUCCGGUUUGCUCGCGGAGGUCGUCGAGGGCAUCAAGGCCGCCCAGGCCAUCGUGUUCGAUCUGGAGUUCCAGAUCCCUGGCGAGUUCAAGAGUCAGCAUUCUAUGACGUUCGCCUACGCCGAGAGCAACAUGGACAACAAACGCAAGUUCCAGAUGUUCUUCAACACGAUUCUGCCGUCGAGCAGCAGCAGCUACCAGGUCUGCAUCGGCGCGAACCAAGUCGUCCCGAUGAACACGAUGCCGUCGUACGAAAUUGCGCGUGAGCUAACCGUGAAGGAGAAAUUCGACACGGACAUUCGCUUCGGAACGACCUGCGAGCAAGGCGAGCAGAUGAAUCUGAAGGGGGAGGGCGUCCAGAGUAAACAAUUGCGUGAGCAAUUGCUCAAGUCUCCGAAGGUGAAGACCUGCCUGGAGCAGAUGAACCAAGGCAACAAGAUCCUGAAGGAGUGCCAGAAAGCGGCCGCUUCCAUCAAGAUGCUCGACGAGUACAAAUUUAGCUUGAGCAUCGAAUCGGAGGUGCUCAGAUACUUCGUCAACAAGGUCGUGGACGCCAUCGGCAACACGGAAUACCUGGACACCCAGGUGGACACUGCGCACCCGGUGAAUGCUGAAAAGAACGCGAUCGACAUGAAGAUCAAGUUGUCUCAAGAUCUGGAUACGGCCGACUUGACCAUCCACACGUCGGACUCGGACAUCAAGGUGAACAAACUGGGACUGAGCAUGCUGGACCUUAACCCGCAGGACUUUAUGGUGGAGGACAGCAACGUCGCGGACGUGAUGGACGAUAAUCUGGAGAAUUCCUGCGUCGUCGACAAGACCAGGGUCGAGACGUUCGACAGUAACAACUACCCGGUGCACCUGGGCAACUGCUGGCACGCGAUCAUGACCACUUACAGGAAACAGAACCCGGAGAAUAAGGACGAGAAGCUGCGCAUCCCCAAGGACACCAGCGUCAGCAUCCUGGCUAGGGAGACCGAGGACGGUCACAAGGAGGUCAAGAUCAUGCUCGGUGAACGACAACUCGAAUUGAAAAUGAAAGGCUCCAGACCCGAGGCGUGGUUGGACUCAAAACUGCUGGAGGUCACGCAGGACAAAGGCUUCCAGCACCAGGAAGAUUACGAUGUGAUGUUGGAGAUCGUCAGACUGGCCGACGACUCCAUUGCCGUGAUGGGCACCGAGCAAGAAGUUACAGUGAUCUACGACGGCCAGCGCAUUCUGAUCAAGGCUUCCGACGAUUACCGCUACUCCGUGCGCGGUCUCUGCGGUAACUUCGACGGCGAGGAGACCAACGACUUUUGGGCCCCCAAGAACUGCGCGAUAAGAAAGCCAGAUAUAUUCGUCGCGUCGUACGCGCUUACCAAGAACGAGUGCGAAGGACCGUCCUUGGAGAACGCUAAGCUGGUUUACGACCACUGCACGCCGCACUCCGACAACAGGCAGAGCAACGUAAUCAGCGACAUCGACGUCGGGCGGGAGAACACCGAGAAGUUCGGCUACCAACAUAGCGGGGAAGAACCGUCUGGAAAGCAAUGCAUCAUCCAUAGGACCCAGGUGAAGGAGCACGAAGACAAGCUCUGCUUCACCAUCAGACCGGUCGUAACCUGCGCGCCGGGUUGCUCCCCUGCCGAGACCAAAGACAAGAUGUACCAGUACCAUUGCAUCGAGAGGAACGAGGCGUCGCUCAAGUUAAAGAAGAGGAUCGAGAAGGGUGCCAACCCCGACCUCAGCCAGAAACCGAUCAGCGCGUCAUGGUCGAUCAACGUGCCGCUCUCCUGCAAAGCCUGAUCCAGCGUCAUUUCUCAAUUGAUCCCGACGAGUAGUUGGUUCAUCGAUAGCCCCGCAUAGUUUAUGUAGUUUCUUUUGUAUCUAGCGCCGACGUAACGUGUGUCAAAUAAAAUGUAUAGUUUUCACGUAA